Molecule: messenger RNA, 606 nt
Organism: Ziziphus jujuba (common jujube)
Lineage: Eukaryota; Viridiplantae; Streptophyta; Magnoliopsida; Rosales; Rhamnaceae
Exons: 1
Coding region: 1-606 (201 amino acids)
Source: RefSeq, a predicted model, not a curated record
AUGUCUAUCGUUUCAACACCCACAUCAAAAGAAACAUCUGCUGCAAAUCCACUCACUAUCAGUACCAUACCUACUCUUGCCAUCAAAAAUCUUGUUGUCAUCAGUGUUGCAACUGAAGUGUCAAUUAAGCUAACAGAAACCACCUACUUUUCUUGGAAAAGGCAAUUUGAUGCCUUAUUAAUACGAAACAAUUUAUAUGGCUUUAUUGAUGGUGCAUUACCUUGCCCAUCACCUGUUCUAUUUGACUCUGCAAACUCUCCAAAUCCUGACUUUAUUUACUGGGUUCGUCAGGAUUCUCUUCUCCUCAAUGCCAUUCUAGCAUCUUUAUCAUUGGAAGUCCAUUUUGUCUCCGAUGCAGAAACCUCUAGAGAAGCAUGGCAAAAACCAGCUCUCACCUUUACCAAACCAUCUCACCUGAGAUUAAUGCGGCUUUGUGAAAGACUCAUUCGUUCUCAAGGCUCACAUCCAAUUAUGGAAUAUUUACAAGAUGUUAAAGCUUAUGCCAAUGAACUCUCCUUUAUCGAUAAUCCUGUUAGCAAUAAUGAUCUUACUCUGUGUAUCCUGUUAGCAAUAAUGAUCUUACUCUGUGUAUCGUCAAUGAUUUGA